Molecule: messenger RNA, 1777 nt
Organism: Arachis duranensis
Lineage: Eukaryota; Viridiplantae; Streptophyta; Magnoliopsida; Fabales; Fabaceae
Product: NAD-dependent malic enzyme 2, mitochondrial
Exons: 11
Coding region: 150-962 (270 amino acids)
Biological process (GO): pyruvate metabolic process; malate metabolic process
Cellular component (GO): mitochondrion
Molecular function (GO): malate dehydrogenase (decarboxylating) (NAD+) activity; NAD binding
Source: RefSeq, a predicted model, not a curated record
CUUCCAGCGUCACCACCGCUGUUGCUGGCGGCCUGUGGGUUGCCCACGGCAGUGGCGGCCUUGUGGUUUUUUGGCUUGGGAUCUUCCCACCACUCGGGGUAGCCUACGAUUUUGAAACAGGUCUCCUUGGUGUGCUUCCUCAUCCCGCAAUGAGUACAAAGGAGGGUCUUGUCACAACUGAUAGGAAUAAUCUAGAUCCAGCUGCAGCUCCAUUUGCUAAAAACCCAAGAGACCUAGAAGGGCUCACUGAGGGUGCUAGUAUAAUUGAAGUGGUGAAGAAGGUUAGACCACAUGUUCUCCUUGGUUUGUCUGGGGUUGGUGGCAUUUUCAAUGAGGAGGUGCUUAAGGCAAUGAAAGAAUCUGUUUCAACAAAACCUGCCAUCUUUGCCAUGUCUAGCCCUACCAUGAAUGCUGAGUGCACUGCUAUUGAUGCUUUUAAGCAUGCCGGAGGAGAUAUCGUAUUUGGAAGUGGAAGCCCUUUCGAAAAUGUAGAUCUUGAUAAUGAAAAAGUGGGUCACGUAAAUCAGGCCAACAACAUGUAUCUGUUCCUAGGAAUCGGUCUAGGAUCACUUUUGUCAGGUGCUCGGCUAAUAACAGAUGGAAUGUUGCAGGCUGCUGCUGAAUGCCUUGCUUCAUACAUGUUAGAGGAAGAUAUCGCAAAAGGAAUCUUGUAUCCAUCCAUUGAUAGCAUUCGAAAUGUAACAGCAGAGGUUGGCGCUGCUGUUCUUCGAGCAGCAGUGGAAGAGAACUUGGCCGAAGGGCAUGGUGAUGUAGGGCCCAAGGAACUUGGCAGAAGGCAUGGAAUGGCAAAAAUUUCCAGCGAAACGGAUAUUUGCAGGAAUUUAUCCGUCGGGGGUGAAUAUGGGAGAGAUUUUGUACCCGCGGAUACGGGAAACGGAGACCCAUUUAUUAUACGGGACGGAAUAGGGAUAAAGGUCCUCGUCCCGUGGGGACCCGUAUAAUUCCGUAUAUAUAAAAAGACAAUAAUACCCCUAUCAUAUAUAUAUCAAAGUGAAGAGGUUGAAAAUUCAACCCCAGCCGUCACUCACACUCGCUCACCCUGAACUCUGAAGUUUGUUCUCCCAGUCACCACUACCAGUCACCACUGCCGUCCACCAUCUCCUACCCCCUCACUACCGCCAACACGAAGCUCCUACCCUCUUCUCGCGCGUCUGAGUCUCACUAUUCAUCCCGUUCUCAGUCGCAACAUUGUCGUCGCAUCUGGCCAGCUGAGGAGAACAUCGCCGUCUCCGCCUAACCCAGUCGAGGAGAGCAUGUUCGUCACCGCCUGACCCAGCCGAGGCAGCAGCGCCAGCGUCACUACAGAGCCCCUUCGCCAACCUUCGCGUCUUCGCCUCUCCGCGUCAUCUCAUCUCGCCUUCACGUCUUCGCCUCUUCGCCUUGUCGCCGAUCUUCACCGUCAGCUCAGCUACUCUUCCUCUCGAAGGGGAGUUGGAAAUGUUAUAAGGGAGAAAGCAACGUGAAAAUGGAUAUGGUGUUGAGGGGUGCAGAGGACAGUUAAGAAGUUGAAUAUAGUUGAGUUACAAGUGUUUUAUGGCGGCAACAAUGAUUUGAUAAUGAGGGGUUCUCCUUGUAUGCGAUCAUGUGGCACUUAUCCUUGUAUGCGAUCAUGUGGCAUUUAUAAAGACACUUAUCCUUGUAUGCGAUCAUGUGGCAUUUAUAAAGACACUGAAAUUGUUGCUCAGGUAAAUCCAGUAGCAUUAUUAUUGAAGAACUUAUCCUGAUUUAUCUUAAUUUGCUUUGAAAAACUUGUUAA